CAGAAAGCUAAAGAAGUUUGCCAGAUGUAUUUUAUGCAGCUGCGCUCUGGCCUUAUCAUAGAAAAGACGGCCUGUUAUUUUAGGAAAGAAAUCACCAAAAGGCAUUCACCAAGAACAGGUAUUUCACUUUUUACAGAACAUUCUGCUUCCCUGAGCACAUACAAUGAUCAAUCUAUUACUUUCGUUUUUGAGGAUGGAGGUUAUGAGAUCUAUGUAGAAGACUUGAGAAAAGACCAAGAGAAAGAUAAGGUGCUAUUCCGUUAUUAUGAUUUCCAAUCCCCCGCUCAUGGAACAGGUGAUGGUGUUGAUGGCCAGACAUUAUUGGUAAACCUGAGCCCUACAAAAGACAAAGACUUUUUGCUGCAUGCCAACAACAAGGAACACUCUGUGGAGCUACAAAAAUGUGAAAACCAAUUGCCAGACCAGGCCUUCUUCCGCCUUCAUAGGAAGUCUUCUAAAUGUGUUUCUUUUGAAUGUAAGAAUAAUCCUGGAGUGUUUAUAGGAGUAAAGGAUAACCACCUUGCUCUAAUUAAAGUAGGGGACCCAUCUGAGGAUUCAAAGAGUAUAGAGAAUACCAUAUUUAAGCUUUCUUAAACUUCAUGUGAUGAAAAGCUGUGGAGCCUGGGUUGGGUAACCCAAAUAGCCAGUGCUGGAGAAAUGUUGAGAGAUAAAGAAAGAGCCAGACAAUGUUUAAGGGAAAUGAAGGAUACUUAGUAUGCUAUGGAAUAUUUUUCUUAUUAUUUGUAAAAAUAUGUUUAUAAUAUAUUCUGUCUGUUUUUUACUACCCUUUGUCUCACUACAUAUUCAAACAUGUAUUGUUACAUAGACCUCAGAAAAUAUACAACCUGACUUCUACUUUUUUCUACUUUCAGCCCAGAAAGCUUGAUAUUUAGAGCUGAUAUCUUUGGGGAGAAGCAAGGGCCUUAAUCCAAGUUUCAUUUUAGACAGGGAUCCAUUUUAAAAAGCUACAUAGAGACAUAAUUUUCCCUGUCCAAACAACAAAUUCAAACCUUAGAGCUGUUGGUGAAAAGACAAUCAGAUCUACUUAGACUGACCAUUUCACAAAUGGAAUAAAACACCAAAUUUGUUUGAAGAUGCCCAAAACCAGGACACCUGCUUGGCUCAGCUGGUUAAGCUGAUGCC
This is a messenger RNA of Enhydra lutris kenyoni (northern sea otter), 1143 nucleotides long. Its product is annotated as interleukin 33. Gene Ontology annotation, molecular function: cytokine activity. NCBI's taxonomy places the organism in Eukaryota, Metazoa, Chordata, Mammalia, Carnivora, Mustelidae. Gene Ontology annotation, biological process: positive regulation of inflammatory response; positive regulation of cytokine production. The transcript has 5 exons. The record is from RefSeq and is a predicted model, not a curated record. Bases 25 to 594 code for a protein of 189 amino acids.